CCACCUUGUGUACUGUCGUGAGUCGCGCAGUUCACUUGUUUUUUUACAUGACGCUUUAUGUACAAUUGCAAUAACUUUAUUAAGUUAUUUAUUGCCAUUCGCAACGCGUAUGUUUUCCGUGUAAAUGCGUGACAGAAAUGAAUAAUAUCGUUGUGUUUACGUCUUAAAUUCGUGUCGUUUUAUCUGCUGUUGCCUAGCAAAUCAAAAGCGAAACUCGCGUCAGUUGUUCAAGGAACUGAGUUUUAAGGAGCAGCGGGGUUGUGUACGUGUGGAUCAAGAUAAUCUGACUGAAGACAUGCAACAGGAUUGUCAUGAUGAAUCGGUGGAUGAUGUUCUACAGAGAGUGAAAGACAAACACAAAAGCAUCAUGAAGAACAAGUAUGAGAGUUUAUUUGAGGGAAUGAAAGCACAAGAGAAUCAAACGCUCCUGAAGAGAAUUUACACACAGCUGUACAUCAGAGAGGGAGAGAGUGAAGGAGUGAAUGAAGAACAUGAGGUUUUACACAUGGAGAAACAGCCCAGAAGAACACAAGACUUACAAGACACUCCAAUCUACUGCAAUGACAUCUUCACACCUCAAUCUCAUCAAAGACACAAAAUCAAGAGCGUUCUUACUAAAGGCAUCGCUGGAAUUGGAAAAACAGUCUCUGUGCACAAGUUCAUUCUGGAUUGGGCCGAGGGAACAGCCAAUCAGGACGUAGAUUUCAUGUUCCUGCUUCCGUUUCGAGAGCUGAACUUGAUUGGAGAGCAUCGCUACAGUCUUCACAAACUUCUGCUGGACUUUCAUCCUGAACUUCAAGAUGUGGACUCUCAGAUUUAUGAGGAGUGUAAAGUUGUGUUCAUCUUUGAUGGUCUGGAUGAAAGCAGAAUGACACGGAUGUUUUCAGACCACAGUGAGAAAGUUUCUGAUGUGACGGACGCUUCAUCAGUGGCCGUGUUGAUGUCAAACCUCAUGAAAGGAGAUCUGCUUCCCUCCGCUCUCAUCUGGAUCACCUCCAGACCAGCAGCAGCCAAUCAGAUCCCCUCCAAAUACAUCACGCGUGUGACAGAAAUCCAGGGAUUCGACGACGCUCAGAAGGAGGAAUAUUUCAGGAAGAGAAUCAGCGACGAGCAUCAAGCCAGCAGAAUCAUAUCCCACAUUAGAAGAGCGAGAAGCCUCCACAUCAUGUGUCACAUACCGGUCUUCUGUUGGAUCUCCUCCACUGUGCUUCAGAAGAUCCUGACACAAGAUCACAGUGAAGAAAUCCCCAAAACUCUGAGUGAAAUGUACAUCCACUUCCUGCUGAUCCAGAUGAAGAUGAAGAAUGAGAAGUAUGAUCCAGAGAGAGAUCCAGAGAUCAACAGAGAAGUGAUUGUGAAACUGGCUGAAGUGGCUUUCAAACAGCUGAUGAAGGGCAAUGUGAUGUUCUAUGAGGAGGAUCUGAGAGAGUGUGGGAUAGACAUCACUGACGCCUCGCUGUAUUCUGGCAUCUGUACUGAGAUCUUUAAGGAGGAAUCUGUCAGUCAUCAGAGGAAGAUCUACAGCUUCAUACAUCUCAGUCUUCAGGAGUUCCUCGCGGCGUUCUACGUGUUUUACUAUUAUGUCAGUGAAACUAUGGAGGGACUGAAGGAUUUUGCUUCAGUAAAGAAAUUGCACAAAGAAGCAGUAGAUAAAGCACUUGAGAGUGAAACUGGUCAUCUGGAUCUUUUCUUGAGGUUUCUGCUGGGCAUCUCACUGGAGUCCAAUCAGAGACUCUUACAGGAUCUACUGACACACACGGUGGACACCUCACAAACCAUCAAGAAAACCACACAGUACAUCAAAGAUCAAAUCAAGGGUAAUGAUGGUCUGUCAGCUGAAAGAUCCAUCAAUCUGUUCUUGUGUCUGUUUGAAGUGAAAGAUCAGACUCUGUACAGAGAGAUCGAGGAGUUUGUGAGAUCAGACAAACACUCAGAGAAGAAACUCUCGGCCGCUCACUGUUCAGCAAUAGCCUACAUGCUUCAGAUGUCAGAGGAGGUGAUGGAUGAGUUUGAUCUGAAGAAAUACAACACAACACAGGAGGGCAGAAGAAUACUCAUACCAGCUGUCAACAUCUGCACAAGAGCUCUACUUGCUGACUGUAAUCUCACAGUUGAGACCUGUAAAAUCAUCUCUUCAGCUCUUCAGUCCUCAGAUUCUCCUCUGAGAGAUCUUGAUGUGAGUAACAAUGAUCUUCAGGAUUCAGGAGUGAAGCUGAUCUCUGAUGCUCUCAAGAACACAAACUGUCAUCUACAGACACUGAGGUUAUCAGGUUGUAUGGUGACAGAUGAAGGAUGUUGUUAUUUGGCUUCAGCUCUGAGUUCAAACCCGUCACACCUGAGAGAACUCGACCUGAGCUACAAUCACCCACAACACUCAGCACUUCAGCUGCUCGCUUAUCAAAGUGAUCCAGACCACACACUCAACAAACUCAAUCUGGAUCAUGGGGGAUGUUUUAGGAUCGCACCAGGAUUGAGAAAAUAUGCCUGUGAUGUUACACUGGAUCCAAACACGGCAAACGUUCAUCUGGUUCUGUCUGACGGGAACGGAAAGGUGACGUAUGUGGACAAGGACCAGUCGUAUCCUGAUCAUCCAGAGAGAUUUAAACACUAUGAGCAGGUUCUGUCUAAAGAGAGUUUCUCUGGACGCUGUUACUGGGAGGCUGAAUGGAGCGGAUGGAGUUAUAUAGGAAUGACAUCUAAAGAAAUCAGCCGGGAUGGAGGAAAUCUUAAUAGGUUUGGAUACAAUGAUGUGUCCUGGUGUCUCUUCUGUGUUCCUGAACGAUACAGCGCUUGGCAUAAUAAUAAAAACAGAGACAUACCUGCUCCUUUACCUCGCUCUCAGAGAUUAGGAGUUUAUGUGGACUGGCCGGCCGGCACUCUGUCCUUCUACAGCGUCUCUGACACACACACACUCACACACUUACACACAUUCAACACAACAUUCACUCAACCGCUCUAUGCUGCUUUAAGAGUUUAUAACUCCUCUGUGUCUUUGUGUCAGAUUAAAUGACAUCCUGCGAUUUAAGGGGCCCUUCACACAGAACGCAUCUUUGCGUCUAAAACAGACGUCUCCGCUUUUUCUUUGAUCAGAUUCAGAGAAGUUCAUCAUCCUUUCGUACAGAUGCCUGGACAUUAGCCAACCAGGAACAACUCUGAAGGACAUGAUUCUUGCUCUUCAAUAACAGAAUGCAUUUACAAACACAAAAUCAGAAUAUUUAUCGCUGACCUGGUCAAUCUAUUUAUGUGUUAGCUUGAGCAACCUCUGCUGUCAAGUGCAAGAAUCCCACCUGAAAGAAGGAUUCUCAUUUGUCAGUUUCAUUCAGCAAAAAUUCAGUUGUAUAACUAUUUUCGUAUGACUAUUUUCUACUAUGGAGCCAGAAAUCUGACAAAACAAUCUGAAUUAGAAUUUUGUAAAUCUGAAAAUUUCCUGACAUUUAAUAUAGUUCUGAAUUUGAUUUUUAAUAUUUUAAUAUGAAUAUUUAAUCUCAUCAUAUGAAAACAGUGAAGAGUUGCUCACUGCACAGCUCUGAUCUCUCUGCUUUACAACAUUGAUACAGAGAGAAAUCUAACACAGAGGUCAAGGGUCAAAUUGCGCAACUAAAGCAAACACUGAUCUCUCUGCUUUACAACAGCACAUGCAUUGAUACAGAGAGAAAUCUAACACAGGGGUCAAGGGUCAAGAGCCCAACUAAAGCAAACACUGAUCUCCAUGAUGGUGGCAUCAUUUGAACCAAUAAAACAUCAACAUCUGAUCCUCUGUGAUUCUCAAUAACAGCAGGUGUUCAUCACUAAUGCUCAAUCAUCAUUUCAUUAGUCACUUAAUUAUCUCAUUAACUUUAACUCUUUGAGGACUUGGAUGUGACUUGACACUUGCUUGUGACUUGAAAGGAAUGACUUGGUUCCUCCUCUGGUGAAAUCAGAUCAUGGGUUCAUGGGUGAAACAAAAAUAUGGCAGGACUUUUACUCUUUGGCCCCUGGACUACACACCUCUGAUCUAGAGACAGUGCUGACAAAACGUUAUCAAAUGAUUUUUGAUUGGUCAAUCCGUUCUUGUAAAGUGCGUCAACCAAUUCGCCGGAGAGCUCGAAAAUGGUUCUCAUAUACAACCUUGACGAAAUCAAGGCGAGCACAUCAAAGGGUCAUGUGGCUGUAACUUCACGGCACUUUUGUGUAUUGACACAAAACUUGGUAUGCAUCAUCACACUGCAAAAAAUGACUUUCUUACUUUUUUUCUUGUUUUCCAGUAAAAAUGUCUACAAAUU
This is a messenger RNA of Triplophysa rosa, 4262 nucleotides long. Its product is annotated as NACHT, LRR and PYD domains-containing protein 3-like. Lineage: Eukaryota; Metazoa; Chordata; Actinopteri; Cypriniformes; Nemacheilidae. The transcript has 6 exons. Gene Ontology annotation, molecular function: protein binding. The record is from RefSeq and is a predicted model, not a curated record. Bases 296 to 3010 code for a protein of 904 amino acids.